AUGCAUCGAUACACGAAUGCGGCGCCCUACUCUCAUCUUUUAGAGUAUCGCCUUCCGUCACCGACCGCUCCCAGCUCCUCCGGUACCCCUGGGGGUGUCGGACAUCACGCCCGUGAGGCCAGCUUGUCUGAGCCAGCAUUCGGCAGCCGCACGGUGAGCUCAAGUCGUGCUUUUGAGGCUUUCACUAUCAAAGAUCAUGCAUUGCCCCUCAACCUCGCCCAGACGCCGACCACCUUUUCGGCAGAGCCGAGGUCAAGCUCGAGUGCAUCAAGAACACGAUCGUUUUCUUCCCCAGGUGUAUUUGCUCUGGCAAUUUCGUCGACUCCAAGUGCAUUCGAGAGUGAAAUAAAUUCUUCUCCGCGGCUGACAGGAACCACUGCGGUGCCGACCACUACCGCUGCCGUCACUGGGGACACCGUCCAACCCUCUCUUUCCUCUCAUACUACAGAGACAGCACCGAUUCAAACCUCGACGGUAUCCCCGGUUGAUAUCGGAUCAGCUCGAACCACUGGAAUAAUUAUAGGCAGUGUCCUGGGCGGAACAGCCGUGCUCGUCUUUGCCAUGCUGGCCGUCAUUUACUUGGCCUGGCGCAGGCGACGCGCGAGACGAGACCAGGCCGGCAGAGGAGGAGACACGACCGAACAGCAACUCAACGAAGCCACCAGCCGAGCAGGCGAUGUCAGAAAUGAUUCUGAGGGGCAGAAACGGUCGAGGGAGAGCCCGACGAUCGUGCCAUUACAGAGCAUCACAAUACCGAGGCCUAUGACUCUCCGGUCAGAGCCCAUUAUCAAUGACAUAUCGCCCAUAACCCCUAUCGUACCUCAUCCAAGCCGCUGGACCUCGGAGAAGGCAGGCAUCCCGUCCCCCGCGGGCCACACAGCCAUCAUCGACACCGAGCCGAACCUGCAGCACCAUCCCCUUUUCGACAACACACAUUACAACAACGAAAGCCACGCGAAUACCGUGCAUGAACCCCACGCCAUCUCCCCAUGCUCAUCGUCGUCGUCGUCCCCCGCACCAAGUCCCCCGUCCCCGGCCGCCACCGCCGCAGUAGCAGCCGAAGCCGAGGCGCAGGCGCUUGCCAGCUUCCUCUUCUUUGACAGCCCGUCCUCGCGGUCGAGCAGGCGGCCCUCGACGCGCGACAGCUCGGCGCCGUGCACCGCCCUGGGCGUGCCUCCCCCGCUACACCGCGGGCCGCCGCCGCGCCGCCGGCACACGGCUAGCUCGAGGAACGGCUCGGGCUCGUCUGUGAGUGGCAAUGCCGCUGUCGGUGUCGGCAUGGCGAGCUGGACGGGGCAGGACGCGCCGCCUCCGCCGCUGCCCGCGAGGAAUGGUGCGAGGAGCAAGAGCUUGCGUGGUGCUGAGCGUCCGGCGGCUUGGAUAUGA
This is a messenger RNA of Diaporthe batatas, 1386 nucleotides long. RefSeq lists its product as uncharacterized. Bases 1 to 1386 code for a protein of 461 amino acids. The transcript has a single exon. NCBI's taxonomy places the organism in Eukaryota, Fungi, Ascomycota, Sordariomycetes, Diaporthales, Diaporthaceae. The record is from RefSeq and is a predicted model, not a curated record.